UCAUUUUUCUUACUUUCCCUGUUCAUAUUGUUUUCUUGUCUUAGCUUUGCUACUACUCAUCAAAUCAACACUGAUGAGUUAGCACUUCUUGCAUUCAAAUCCACCAUAGUCACUUCAACUCCUUACAAUAUUUUGAAAAAAAAUUGGACCAUCGGAGCUUCAGUUUGCUCAUGGAUCGGAGUCACUUGUGAUUCGCGUUAUAGUAGAGUGGCUCAUUUAAAUCUUUCAAGAAUGGGACUUAGUGGCAGCAUCCCGCCCGAAAUCGGAAAUCUUUCUUCUCUUGUUUCUCUAGAUUUGAGUCACAACUCUCUUCAUGGCCCCUUCCCAAAUAAUAUUUGCAGGCACAAUAACCUUCAGAUACUUAAUCUGUCUAGAAACAAUUUAGAGGGAGAGAUACCACUGAGUUUGGGUGAAUGUCCACAACUUGAGAUUCUUGAUUUGUUCGACAACAACUUUGGUGGAUAUUUGCCUACACAAAUUGGGAACAUCACACAACUUAAGAUAUUAUACGUUGGUUGCAACAAUAUUAGAGGAAUUAUUCCACAUGAGAUUGGUCAUCUUGAUCAUUUACAAUGGAUGGAGAUGAGAUUGAACAAGUUGUCAGGUCCUUUGCCGCCAGCCAUUUUCAACAUGUCUUCUUUGAUAUUGAUUGAACUAUCAUCGAACACAAUUACUGGGCUGUUGCCUUCAGAAAUUGGGAACAUGAAAGAACUGCGAUACUUAAUGCUUCACGAUAAUGCUUUAAACGGUACUAUUCCAAAAGAGAUAUGUCAUCUUAAUAAGUUGGAGCUGAUGGAUUUGUAUUCCAACAAACUUAGCGGAUUAAUCCCAAGAGAAAUGGGGAACAUGACGACUCUCAUUAGCUUAUCGCUAUGCAAUAAUAGUUUGAGUGGUGCUUUGCCUUCCGAAAUUGGGAACAUGUCUUCUUUAGGAGGCAUUAACCUUUCAGGUAACACAAUUAGUGGAGCAUUGCCUUUGGAAAUUGGGAACAUGAAAGCACUACAAUACUUGUUCUUUGACGACAAUUCUUUUAUUGGUACAAUUCCAUCCACCAUUGGGUAUCUAUCAAAUCUGCAAUACUUUUUUCUCUCCUCAAACAAAUUAAAUGGUACAAUUCCAUCCACCAUUGGGAAUUUAUCAAAUCUGCAAUACUUUGUUCUCUCCUCGAACAAAUUAAAUGGUCAGCUCCCAUCCUCAAUAUGCAACUUGUCAUCGCUUUCAUACCUUAUUCUCACAAACAACACCUUGGAAGGAAGACUGCCACAAUGCUAUAGAAACUUUCUCAUCUUUCAUUUAAACUCUAAUCAACUUAGUGGUCUCAUUCCAUCAACAUUUACAAAGGGGUGUAGUCUUCAGUCCAUCAAUUUGAAUGAUAAUAAAUUGAUAGGACCAUUACCCGAAUCUUUAAUUCACUGUAAAAGUUUAAAGGGCAUUGACAUUGGAAAUAACAGAAUACAAGACGAAUUUCCGUUUUGGAUGGAAAGCCUUCUUAAGCUUCGGGUGCUAGUGUUGAGGUCUAACAAGUUUUAUGGUAACAUGUCACGUCAUUCACCAACCAAGAAUCCAUUUCCUAAGUUGCAAGUUUUAGAUGUAUCCCACAAUGAAUUUGUGGACUCUCUACCUCAAAGAUAUUUCAAGAAUUUUAGAGCGAUGAUGGUAGAGGUGAACGAAGUAAAUCGCACAAGUUUUGUGGACAUGAGGCUCACCUUCAAAGGCCAGGAUCAGUUAUUGAAAAAUCUAUUGCAAACCUUCACAAUAAUUGACUUAUCCUCCAAUAGAUUCUCUGGAAAUAUUCCACCUUCCAUAGGAAAUCUUAAGAUUCUCAAAUACUUGAACUUAUCCCACAAUACCCUCACGGGGCACAUACCUUCAUCUCUUGGAAACCUAAGUGAGCUUGAAUCGCUGGACUUGUCGACAAACAAAUUGGAUGGAGAAAUCCCAAGUGAGUUGACAAGGUUGACGUUUCUUGCGACAUUAAACCUUUCAAUGAACAAUCUUAUUGGACAAAUACCACAAUCUAAUCAGUUCUCUACGUUUGAUAAUGAUUCAUAUAUGAGAAACUCGGGAUUGUGUGGAUUUCCACUAACAAGAAAAUGCGAGAAUGGGUCAUGGAUGCAGCCUGUAGAAGAAGGUGAUGAUGAAUACGGAUUUAUGGAUGGAUUUGGUUGGAGAAGUGUUGUGAUGGGUUAUGGAAGUGGAUUCGUAGUUGGGAUUGGAAUUGGUUAUAUGAUUAUAAGAAGUGGAAGACCGCGAUGGUUAGUCGAAUUCUUUUUUGGCGUUGGAUACAAAUGUAAGACGAAGAAGAGGUGCAAUAGACCUACAUCAACAUUCAGGGGAACUUGAUUAAAAGCCAAACUGAGGAUUGUGUGAUUUUCUCGUGUUUGAUUUGGAAUUCUUGCUUGAGUUCAGAGCUUCUACUUGAUUUGUAUUUUCUACUCCUUUCUUUGUCUUUAAUUUUCCUUUUGUAUUCGUGCUCGUGUUUUCUAUUUCUUAUAUUUGAGUUGUGUUUGACUA
Salvia hispanica is the source of this 2514-nucleotide messenger RNA. RefSeq lists its product as uncharacterized. Gene Ontology annotation, molecular function: protein binding. The record is from RefSeq and is a predicted model, not a curated record. Lineage: Eukaryota; Viridiplantae; Streptophyta; Magnoliopsida; Lamiales; Lamiaceae.